Molecule: messenger RNA, 1237 nt
Organism: Paramecium sonneborni
Lineage: Eukaryota; Ciliophora; Oligohymenophorea; Peniculida; Parameciidae
Source: the annotation of a GenBank genome assembly
AUGGGUUGUUGCAUGAAAGGAAAAGCUCAUGUAGGAGUGAGUUCUACAAAUGCAAGUAUAAAAUAGAAUAAGAAAUUGGAUACUUAAAGGUCUCGUGUAGAUGAAAUGAAAUCUGAAGUAUUUGAGAAAACAAUGUAUGGGAAUGAAGAUAAUUAUUAUGAUGAAGAUGAAUUACGUAUAAUAGAUCGAAAUCAACUGUUAAGUUUAAUAUAAAAUGAGCCAAAAAAGAUUCGUUGGACUCCCGGAUAAGUGAUUGGUUAAGGAUCAUUUGGAAGAGUGAUAGAAGCAAUGAAUUUAGAUACAGGAUAAUUGAUGGCAGUUAAAUAAGUGAUGGUAGAUGUUAGAAAUGAAGAUCGUAUAAUAGCACUUGAGAUAGAGAUAGAUUUACUAUCAUUAAUGAAACAUAAGAAUAUAGUAUCAUAUUAUGGUAUGGAACGUACAGAAAAGACAUUAAAUAUAUUUUUGGAGAGAGUAGCAGGAGGAUCAUUAAGUUCUAUGUUAUAGAAAUUUGGUCCAUUUUAAGAAUCUUUAAUAAAAGUUUAUAUGCGAUAAAUUUUAUUGGGAUUAGAGUAUUUACAUUAGAAUGGAAUAAUGCAUAGAGAUAUUAAGGGUGCGAAUGUACUAGUUGAUAAUUAAGGUGUGUGCAAAUUAGCUGACUUUGGGAGCAGUAAGAAGAUUGCAUUAAAUAGUGAUAGCACUAUAUUUGGUACUCCUAAUUUUAUGGCUCCUGAAGUUGUACAAUAAUAGAAAUAUGGGAGGAAAGCUGAUAUAUGGAGUUUAGGAUGUACUAUGAUAGAGUUAGCAACAGGUAAGCCACCAUGGCAUUAGUUGACUAAUCAAUUUGCAGUUAUGAUAAGAAUUGGCAAAGGAGAAAUCCCUUAAAUUCCAGAAGGAUUAUCUGAAGAAGCUAAGAACUUUGUUUCACAUUGUUUAGAGUAAUUAAGACUGAAAAUAUAUUGUUAGGGUAGAUGAAAGAAAACGUUGGAAUUGUAACAAAUUACUUAAACACACUUUUCUUAUUCAAUAAAAUAAACUUGAAAUUCCUUUGGGAAAAAUACCUCUACGAAAUACACCAGGAAGCAAAUCCAAAUAAUAAUAACGAUUAUUUAAAUAUCCAGAAUAAGAGACAUCUCAUUCUCCUGGUUAAAUCAAAGAAUUUGAUCAUCAAAUAUAGGAAAAUGUUUAACCUAUUAUUGAUAGUUCUUUUGUUCUCAAAUAGAAAAGGUAGUAAGAAUGA